AUGGACCAACUCCAGGACCGAGCAGAUGCCCAAAUAUGGAAUGCAAUCGAGUCAAAGAGUCUCAAGCAAGCCUUAAAGCUGGUCGACAAGCGACUAGCAAAGAAACAUACUCCCUACCAUGAGGCACUCAAAAUCUAUAUUCGGGCCCUCUCACCUCAAGCCACCGAAAAAGCAGCUGUUCUUGUGCAUCUGGAAGAGCUGGCUGAAAAGAAGACAGUCCCUUCAGAGCUAGUGGUUGCCGAGCUUUAUGACGAUGCCUUGAACGAGGUUCUUCCUGUUCCGCGGGAGAAUUGGGCACGGAUCGUUGGUGAACUACGAUGGCAAUGUGUCAAAGCAUCACCAAAGAAUGAAGAUGCCAGUCUGAAGUGCUUCCAAGCAUGUCUUGCAAGAAACGAUUUGGACCAUGCUCGACAGAUUGCUAAUAGCCUCGAGAAAACAUUCCCCCAAAAUCAUGCUUACACUUUCUGGAAUAUAUCCACCAUGUAUCUAUAUUCAAUGUCGCCCAGUUGUCCUGAAGUACAAAAGAAGAUAUGGGGAGGCUUAGCGCUAGGCCAAAUUGGCAAGCUCGCAACUGCCACUAAGCAAGCUGCUGACCAUAAGCAGCUACCUGCCCGAUCAAUACAAUCACCUCAAGAGUUGCUUCUGCUACAUAGAAUUACCAAGUCUUAUGGUAAGAGAGAAGCCAGUUUAGACUACCUUCUAGACCCGCUUCUCGGACCCGAGUCAGCUGUGGCAAAAGGCGAAUGGGAACUCUGGCGGAUGAAACUGGAACUACUUCAGAGUGUACAGGACUGGAAAACAGUUUUUGAGACAACUGGAUCACUGCUGAAAAGAGCCCGUACGACAGACACAACUUCUCGAUAUUCCGAGGCUCGACUGAGUGAUUGGAUUGUCUGGGAUGCCUACAUUGGGUCAGCAAAAGAAUUGAACAGUACUGACCUCAAUAGCCAAGUAAGGGAAGAACUUGAGGCGCAUUUGGAUCCAGCUUGCAAGAUUGAUAAAAGCUGGAAGAGAAACGCCUCCUUGGCGUUGAUUAAGUUUGCUUUUGAGAGUCCUAGCCCUACGAUAUCUUCGGGAGAUAUUAAUGUGUCAUACCGAGGCUCUACCAUUUCUAAGUACUUGCAGGAUUAUGGCAGCGCAAAUACCGCGUACAAUGAUCUCAGACCAUUUGUUGGAAGAUUAAGCCAGGAUGAGCGAAAACAGCUCAGAGGCGCUCUGGACCGUACGGCCGAAUCCCGAGACCUUUCAACUAUCCGCCAAAUAACGGAAUCGAUAAACUCGGAUAAGCUGAGAUACCUGCUUGGAUCUUGCCUACCAGAAUUGGAGCGUAUUUACAGUCCAGAAAGAAGAAGCGCAAGUGGCAGCUUCUUCUGCACGUCAUGUUCCGAGGCAUGUGGCAUCAGCUGUAAACACUGUCUUACACUGACUGCAGAAGAAUCUAUCAAGUCUUAUCGAGUGGCCGCUAGAGACGAUAAACUUGUGGCAGAUCUCCCCUCAACAGAUCGUCACCCAGCAGACGAUUUCAGCAUCCUAUCAGCGAUGUGCUUGAUCAAGCUUGCUCUGGCAGAGUCCGGUAAUAGCCGUGUACCUAUCAACAGCAGUGGGGCUAGUUAUCUUUUGCAAGCUGCAGUUCUGCUCGAAGUUGCUUCGGUGCCUUCCAGAUCUAAUUUCCAGAUAUCGUUGAUAUUGGUCCGCCUAUACUGCUAUCUUGGUUGUGGAUCUUUGGCCAUGAGAGCUUUUGAACGCUUAUCACUCAAGCAAGUUCAACUCGACACUCUGUCGUACGUUAUUCUCGACAGAAUAUCCACAUUCCAUCCUCAUCCCUUCGGCCAACUUCCAAAUGGUUCUGACAACACCCGAACUCCACUAGAACAACUUCAGAAGCAGCGGAGGUUGUACAGAAGCGCUCAAGAACAUGUGAUCAAGAAUGUCUGGCUUUCGUUUAAACACAGUAGCUACAACUCCGUGUUUGAGAUCAGUGAAGUCCAGGACAGCCUAUCUCGAAGUUUAGCGAGAGUUAUGUAUGUUGUCGAAAGCAGCAAGGUCGCUCGUUUGUUGGAGCCCAAGAGAUCAUUGGCUGAGAUCAUUCAAGAGUACGAUAUUGUUGCACCAAAUGCGGAGCUUUCUGAGACUACCUUCGCGGAUACCAACGAUUAUGAAACCUUCCCCAACUACGAAAGUUUUUCUGGCCCUCGAUUUGAGGAGCUGAGCAGAUUUUUCCCGCGUCCAACUGAAUACCGGUAUCGGCAAAAUCUCGUUACCCAAAAACUCCUCAUUCUCAUUGACCCAUCAACUCCGACGAGCGGUGAGGGUCAAAUACUUCAGCAGUGGCUGAAACAGUAUAUUGACUUUCAAAAGAACUGUCAGAUCCCGAAAGUGGGAUCUGAAGACCUAACUGGGCCAGAAGCACUGGCGAAAUCUACCUACGAUGCAAUGGCUUUUAUCAUUUACCAUGCCUGCGAUCGUGCGCUGUGUAGCGAGUCAGAUAUUAUGGAUAAGCUUGAUAGCUACAACAAGGAUCUAGCGGAGAGUCUCGAGAAGCAUUUGGCCACUAUAGAUAAGAUGGAAGACCUGGUCCCGGCUUUUGCCAGUACUCUGCAUACCUUGUAUACUGCUCAUGAAGUUGGAACUGCAGUAGUCAACCUCUGUAGUUACAUCUCGAGGAGGGGCAAGGAUGUCUCUGACAAGCAAGCAGAAGCUAACAAGACAGCCUUGGAUUUAGCACAACGUCUUCUACAGGCUACGAUUGGCAAGUCUGCCACCGUCAAGAGUGGUCUUGAUGAAGGUGGCUGGAUUGACAAGGUCCUCGAGUGUGUACUGCCAGAUGCGACAGGAGGAGAGCAGAGAGUGUCGCCAGGGCUGGUGGAGGCUUUGAGGGAACAUCUGGAUGAGGGUUUCUUGGAGCAAUGGGCUGGCGAGGUUACUGAGAGUUGGAGAGACUCUGUUGCUGGCUUGUCUCUGCUAAAAGCACCCGGCAAGGCAUAG
This is a messenger RNA of Cadophora gregata, 2985 nucleotides long. RefSeq lists its product as uncharacterized. Gene Ontology annotation, cellular component: cytoplasm; NatB complex. NCBI's taxonomy places the organism in Eukaryota, Fungi, Ascomycota, Leotiomycetes, Helotiales, Ploettnerulaceae. The coding region runs from base 1 to 2985 and encodes 994 amino acids. The transcript is spliced from 9 exons. The record is from RefSeq and is a predicted model, not a curated record. Gene Ontology annotation, molecular function: protein-N-terminal amino-acid acetyltransferase activity. Gene Ontology annotation, biological process: N-terminal peptidyl-methionine acetylation.